Aphanomyces astaci is the source of this 692-nucleotide messenger RNA. RefSeq lists its product as hypothetical. Gene Ontology annotation, cellular component: intracellular anatomical structure. Bases 34 to 597 code for a protein of 187 amino acids. The record is from RefSeq and is a predicted model, not a curated record. NCBI's taxonomy places the organism in Eukaryota, Oomycota, Saprolegniomycetes, Saprolegniales, Verrucalvaceae. The transcript has 3 exons.
CCGGAAGCCAGGAACGAGUUGGUCCGAGGCAACAUGGACGCCGAGUACUACAUCCAGCAUCUGGAGAUGGCGCCUCACCCGGAGGAAGGUGGUUUCUUUGCGAUUCGCCACCGCUCUACCUUUCAAGUGGACACGCCCGGCAGCCGUGGCCCUCCGCGUCGACCUGUCCUCUCCACGAUACACUACAUGCUGCGUCAGCCGUCGCCAGUGAUGUUUGUCCAUGUGAAUGCAAAGUCGGAUAUUUCCCAUUUCUGGCACGCAGGGGAAGCCAUUGCGUACAUUCUGGUUGAUCCGUCCACCGACGAACUCAUGAACGUGGUGUUGGGUCCCCAUCUUCACGAGGGUCAAGUGCUGCAGUUCACGUGUCCUGCCGGGUGGUGGAAAGCUGCUACGUUGCCUGUGGAUACGAUUUCUGGCUUUGGAUUGCUCUCAGAGGCGGUGGGUCCUGCGUUCGAUUACGCCGACAACUUCCUCCUCCAGGAAGAAGACAUUGCCCAUUCCAAGCACGCCAGCAUCGUGCGGCCUUACCUGCGUCCACCAGGCUGGGUCCGACCUACGCCACGCGAACCCCAAGCCAACUACGGGGCCACCGAUUAACCUGGGUUGUCCACAAAACAUUUCUCCUUUGGAAGGAGAUUUUCGCUCAAUAUACUGUAUACUACUCGUAUUCAUACUAUGCAGAACAAUGAAAC